AUGCCAACGACGUCACUUACCGGGGAAAUGGCCAUAAGUACAACUAAAGGGCUCGAAUUAAGUGAGUCCCAAUCCUCCUUGACAUUGAUUUCCAAGGAUCGCCCGGAUUUAAUAAAAAGCCCUGAUACUCCACCGCCCUUCAUGAGAAACUUAAUGCAGCGUCGUGCCUCUUCGCUUCACUACCAGACAUUUCCAACCACCCCUCCUGCAACUAGUGGUCCUCCACCCGUAGAUGGCUUCUCAUCACCAUUAUCAAACACGUACAGCCAAAAUGCCGACAAUAAUAGUUCCAAGACGGGUGAUACUGGAGCGAAGUCAGAUAAUUCGACGCCUAUACCGAUAAAACAGCUUACUAUUCUUGCUGUAAUAUCUCUGGCUGAGCAGACAGCACUGAAUAGUUUUUCACCUUAUCUCCCUGAAAUGACCUCCUCAUUUCCGGACGUGGAUAAAAGGAAGGUUGGGUUAUUUGUUGGGAUCAUUGCAAGUUCUUUUGCUGCAGCUCAAUUCGGCACAAACUUUUUCUGGGGAAGACUGAGUGACAAGAUUGGGAGGAAGCCGGUUAUUCUUGCGGGUACACUGUUAACAGCGUUGUGCUUUCUUGCAUUUGGCUUCUGUAGGACGCUUUUUCAGGCGGUGGCUGUACAGGCUGUUAUGGGUUUGGUAAAUGGGAAUGCAGGGAUUGUUUCCACGGUCCUUGGUGAAAUAACCGACAAGUCCAACCAAUCGACUGCAUUUUCUUACCUUCCUGUAGUCUACGGCAUUGGUGGGAUAACAGGCCCUCUGAUCGGCGGCAUCCUUGUUCACUCGUCCCGUACCGGUGUAUUCUCAGAAUACCCAUAUUUACUUCCCAAUAUUGUCGCAGCAGUUUUGUUACUACUCGAUUUAUUAGUGAGUAUUUUCCUUCUCGACGAAAGCUUGAAAGAAGCGCAAUCUCUUCCGCCAUUAGGAAAGCGGGUCAAGAAUUUAUUUGUCUGGCUAUGGCAAUUCACAGCCGGUGCCAAACCAGGAUAUCUUCACACUUCAUCAAAUAAUCGAGAUUCGUCAUCACGAGGGGAAGAGCACGAGGAUUACUUCGGGGAUGAAAUUGCCACCUCCGCUUUAUUCCCCGAGAUAUCAACUCCUCCAUCAUAUCGAUCAAUCAUCACUCCGGAAAUUGCCGUCCUCCUAAUAACAUACUCAAUCUUCAAUCUCUCGAAUAUAUCCUACAAUUCGCUAUACCCAAUCUUCGUAUCUUCCGAGCCACCCACCGGACGCGGUCUAUUUCCAAAAGAAAUCGGCCUUUCUCUUGCGUUUGUUGGUACAAUUUCGAUCGUAUUUCAACUCCUUUUGUUUGGACCAAUGCAAGAGCGGCUUGGAAAUCAUUGGGGAUAUCGACUUGGAUUAUUCGGCUUCACGAUUGCGUUCUGGGCGAUGCCGUUCGUUGGGUAUUAUGAUGAUCAUGACCCGAGCUCUAAAUUCUGGCUCUGGGCUGAAUUGGGGGGCGUGCUUUUCUUGAAAACGUUAAGCACAGUGAUUGGACUCACAUGUGCAAUGCUGCUCAUUACAAAUGGGAGCCCUAACGCCUCCACCCUGGGGACACUUAACGGACUCGCGCAGACUCUUAGUGCUGGAGGAAGAGCUAUAGGACCUUUAGUUAGUGGCGGGUUAUUUACAGCGGCCACCACAGUACCAAAAGGGGAAUUUUUGGCAUGGGGUGUCUUUGGUGGAAUUGCAGGGGUGGGUCUUAUAUUGAGUAUGAUAUCAGUGAAAGGGAGAGCACUUGAAACCAUUGACGAAGAGGAGGGGGAGAACGAGGAUGAGGAAGGCGACAAUGAAUCCUCUGGAUUGUUGCGUGAUCGCAGUGGGCACAGAGAAUUAUAA
This is a messenger RNA of Morchella importuna, 1860 nucleotides long. RefSeq lists its product as uncharacterized. The transcript is spliced from 3 exons. Gene Ontology annotation, biological process: transmembrane transport. Gene Ontology annotation, molecular function: transmembrane transporter activity. NCBI's taxonomy places the organism in Eukaryota, Fungi, Ascomycota, Pezizomycetes, Pezizales, Morchellaceae. The coding region runs from base 1 to 1860 and encodes 619 amino acids. The record is from RefSeq and is a predicted model, not a curated record.